AUGGUGGGUAACUUCUCAGAGGGGCGGAGCGGAGGCUUCUUCUUCACGACGGCGGACCGGCGCUACCUCGUCAAGACGAUCGGCCGCAAGGAGCGGCGGAGGGGCUGCUCACGGGAGCGAGAGCAGCGGAGGCUGCUCAAGAUGCUGCCGCGGUACUACGAGUUCCUGCGCACCAACCCGCGCUCCCUCCUCUCCCGCUUCUCCGGCGGACACUGCGUCGACGGCUGCUAUUGCCUGACGAUGCACGGCCAGUCGCGCCGUUUUGCGGCGGCCCAGCUGGCGGGGCAGUGCCAGAAGGACUUUGGAGACGCCGAGUUCCUCCGCUCGCACAACAUCAUGGACUACUCGCUGCUGGUCGGGAUACAGCACGGCUACGGCUCCGUCGACCCGCUCUCGCUCCCUCCCCUCGCUCGCCGCCUCGUACCGCUCCCUCCCCUCGCUGCCCGGCGUGCCGAGCUGCGGAGGACCGCCAAAGGGAUCUGCCCGCUCGCCUUCUCCGCCGACCCGACCGCCGACCCGGGCGCGGUCUACUACUUCGCCAUCAUCGACCUCCUCCAGUCCUGGGACUGGGGCAAGCGGCUCGAGCGGUCGUCGACGCGCUACUUCCGCGGCUUCUGA
Molecule: messenger RNA, 618 nt
Organism: Emiliania huxleyi CCMP1516
Lineage: Eukaryota; Haptophyta; Isochrysidales; Noelaerhabdaceae
Exons: 9
Coding region: 1-618 (205 amino acids)
Biological process (GO): phosphatidylinositol metabolic process
Molecular function (GO): phosphatidylinositol kinase activity
Source: RefSeq, a predicted model, not a curated record